AUGUCUGGCUUGCUGAAUUCAAAUCUUAACAGUUCUGCAUCGAAUCUUCCAGACUCAACUGCACGACCAUUUGCGACAUCCUUUUCUGGUCAAUCUGGAUCAGUUCAAGGUUUCCAUCACUCUGGUCUGCGCAACACUCAUGGAAAUUUCAGUCUUCCAAAUAUGCCUGGAUCACUUGCACAAAGGAAUGCUGCGAUGAGCGGCCUUCCAUCCUCCGGGGUUCAACAACAUGGAGGGAGCAUUUCUGGGAGAUUUGCUUCAAACAACCUUCCAGUUGCCAUGUCUCAGAUUCCUCAUGCACAUUCAGGUGUCAGUGGUAGAGGAAUGAAUGUUGGUGGAGGUCAAGCAUUUAGUAGUGGCAUGAAUAUGGGUGGUACCAUUCAAGGUUUAUACUCAAAUUUGGGGAUCAGUGGGAAUCGAAAUUCUGUUCCUGGCAUGUCAGUAUCUCCAGCUUUAGGAAACUUGGGUCAACGUAUUACAAGCUCCGCAGGAAACAUCGUGGGUGGAAGUAACAUCGGAAGAAAUAUAAGCUCUGGUGGAUUGUCGGUGCCGAGUAUCUCAUCGCGCGUCGAUUUUAGUAACAAUGCUGGAAGUGGAAGACUAAAUGUGCAAGGAUCCAACAGGAUGAUGAAUGACCUUAUUCCGCAAGGAUCAUCACAACUGAUCAAUAUGAUUGGAAGUUCAUACCCAACGUCUGGAGGUUCAAUAUCCCAGAACCAAAUGCAACCAGGAAACAAUUCUCUAGGUUCUAUGGGGAUGCUACAUGACGCCAGUGACAGCACUCCAUUCGACAUCAAUGAUUUUCCCCAAUUGACUGGUCGACCUAAUUCAGCUGGUGGUCCACAGGGACAAUAUGGGUCACUACGGAAGCAAGGAGUUAGUGUUAACUCCAUUGUUCAACAAAACCACGAGUUCAGUAUUCAGAACGAAGAUUUCCCGGCUUUGCCAGGAUUUAAAGGUAGCAGUUCAGAUUAUGGUAUGGAGUUACAUCACAAGGAACAACUUCACGAGAAUGUACCUGUAAUGCAAGCACAACAAUAUCCUAUGGCAAGGUCCGUUGGGUUUAAUUUAGGAAGUAGCUACCAACCAAAUCGUCAGCAACAUCAGCAGGGUGCUAAUUCAAUUCAGAGUGCCGGACCCCAAAAUAUUGGACUAAGACCACUAAACUCUCUGAGUCAAACUUCUAGUUUGGGAUCAUACGAGCAACUGCUCCAGCAAUACCAGCAGCCGCAGGCUCAGAGUCCUUUCGGGUUGCAGCAGAUGUCUUCAGCCACACAGUCAUAUGGGGAUCAUGGUCUAAAGCCCAUUCUGGGAGGCCGAAUACCACCUGAUCCAUACGGUUUGUUAGGAUUGCUGGGGGUUAUAAGGAUGAAUGAUCCUGAUUUGUCAUCUCUUGCUUUGGGAAUAGAUUUGACAACGUUGGGUUUGAAUUUGAACUCACCAGACAAUCUGUACAAGACAUUUGGCUCUCCAUUUUCAAAUGAGCCAGCAAAAGGAGAUCCUGAAUAUCCUACUCCAGCUUGUUAUGUGGCCGAGCAACCCCCAGCAUUACAGCCUAUGCAUUUUCAGAAAUUUCAGACACUCAUACUGUUUUACAUAUUCUACAGCAUGCCGAAGGAUGAAGCUCAAAUAUGUGCUGCCAAUGAACUGUAUAAUCGUGGAUGGUUUUACCAUAAAGAAGUGCGGCAAUGGCUCACAAGAAUUCCUAACAUGGAGCCUCUCAUCAAAACUCCUACAUAUGAACAGGGGUCUUAUGCCUUCUUUCAUCAACCCAAUUGGGAAACAGUGCGUAAGGAUAACUUUGUUCUCCAUUAUGAGCUAGUAGAGAAAAGGCCAAGUCUCCCUUCCACGUCCCAAAUUGGCUAUAUAGUGAAUCAGAGAGUACCAUGUCAUGUCGAUAUGCGUAGAGGAGGCGGCUGCUGA
This is a messenger RNA of Triticum turgidum subsp. durum (durum wheat), 1923 nucleotides long. The record is from the annotation of a GenBank genome assembly. NCBI's taxonomy places the organism in Eukaryota, Viridiplantae, Streptophyta, Magnoliopsida, Poales, Poaceae.